UUCUUAUUCCUUUAAGCACGGAUACCUAUUUUUUGACUAUUGCGGCUUUUGUAAGAAUUCUUACUUUUUUUUUCAUUAACAGAAUACGUAACAAGUUCGGAAACCAAAAAAAAAGUGUCUAAAAAGAGAGAACAACUUUGACAAUUGAGUUGGAUCAAAGAAUCUUAAUUAACGUUUUUCUUUUCAUGGAAAAUGUAGACAUUUUGGAUUCCAUUAAUUGAGCAUUUUCGCUAGAAGGAUUUUUGCACGUACAAUUGACCUACUCCUGUUGCCCUUCACUCGACUUUUUUACGCUUUUUUUUAAGCCCUUAUAUAUAUUUUCCCUCUUGACGGUAUCAGUGCGCAACCGAUAGAAGAAUUAUCAGCUGGGAAAAAAAGCGUUCCAACCUCUUUCGUUUUAUUGUCCGACCUUUAUCGAUGAAUUCACAUCAGUGUUCCGUCGUGGUGGUUGGCGAAUACCCAAAGUCGACCAUCGACUUGCUUGACACAUUCUACGGAAAUGUUGUCGCCGUCAAUACUACCAAUGAAGCGUUUGAAGCGCUCCAGUCACAACCUCGCCAACAGUUUUCUUCCACAAUAUGUCUACUCGAUAUCGAAGACGAUACCGCCGACGAACGAUUCGAAUUCCUCUCAUCGCUUGUUCGCCAACUGGAAUCCAGUGACAUGGCUGACGUAGUCCCCAUUGUUUCUUCUUCGACUGACAAGCCGGAAUUUAUGUUGAAAUGCCUCGACUAUGGUGCGGCUGAUUUCUUAAUCAAACCUCUUCGCGAAGACAUUGUCAAGACCAUGUUUCUGAACGUGCAUCGUUAUAAUCUACGGAAGGAUCAGUCAGAUCGUGAUGCCGACAGUCCGAUCAAAAAGGCCAGUAACGCUAUAAAGGAAUCAGGAGGUAAAAUGUGGGCCCACUUUAGCAAGCGCAUAAAAGAAGUGUUUGUCACCGAUAAUUGGGUGGCACAAAACCUUGUGACUUACUAUAUGCCGGAGUGCAGUGGACGACGUUCUUCUGUCUUUUCCAUGACGAGUGAUAGAAAACUCUAUCUCAAAGCACAAAUUUGCAGCUGGGAUUUUUUGGCCCUCAAUUUGGAAGAGGCGGAUCUGAUUCAGUGCGUUUAUAUGAUUUUUGAUCAAGUACUCGAUUUUCCAGAACUGCAUCACCUGAGAGUCCCAUCAGAGCAACUGUACGAUUUUGUGUUUGACAUCGCCGGAUAUUACCAUACCGAGAAUCCGUAUCAUAAUUUUCGUCAUGCCGUGGAUGUGCUGCAAGCCAUCUACUAUUUUAUGUGCAAAAUUGGAUUGCUGGAACCCAUGGACCCCAACUCCAACGCCGCCUUCUCCACCGUUCGAGGCAGCGUCGGGUUCAACAAAUGGCGCAAAUCUGCAAGCAGCAAUAGCAAGAGUAUCAAACGCCUCAUGAAACCCCUGGAUAUUCUCGCCCUCGUUAUGGCUAGUAUUGGACAUGAUGUAGGCCAUCCAGGCGUCAACAAUAUGUUCAUGGUCAACACCUCAACCCAAUUAGCCAUUCUCUACAAUGACCGAUCCGUAUUAGAAAGUUUCCACUCCAUGACGUUUUUCCACCUAUUACAGAAUCAAUGCUUCAAGCAGCUGACGGAUAUUCGAGCCAACAAUGAAUAUGCAUCCUUUCGAAAAAUUGUUGUAAAUAGUAUUUUAGCCACCGAUAUGAGCAUGCACGAUGAUUACGUGCGAAAAAUAGAAGAUCAAGCCAAACGUAAUUCCGACCACGGUAUCAACGAUGCCGACCCAAGCGCAUGCGAACAAGAAAAAAUUCUACUUUGUGGUGCUCUCAUCAAAUGUGCAGACAUUAGUAAUUGCGCGCGUCCGUUUCCGUCCGCCAAACGAUGGGCGCAAGUACUGGCUAGUGAAUUUUUUGAACAAGGCGAUCUGGAGAAAGAAUUAGGACUGCCAGUCAUGCCCAUGAACGAACGAGGAAAAGUCAGUUUGGAAGACUUCCAGUUAUCCUUUAUGCGAAAUGUCGCUUUGAAGCUUUUCAAAGUGAUACGAGAUUUAUGUCCAGAAAUGGGUUUUUGCCUCGAAUAUAUCAAUGAAAAUAUAGAUUACUGGGAAGAUAUCAAGCAACAUCAUCAUGACUCGGGGGUAGGGAACGACAUACAAUCUGAAUGUAGUCAUGGCGAAUCACCGACCAGUAAAACCUCCUCUCAAGGAUAGGUGAUCAUUCUAUGUCCAAGGAACCCAAGCCUUUUCCCCGUCGCAGCAGUCCUAUACGCGAUUCCCCCAAUGCCGUUAGCCCAGACAUGAGUGGAAGCCAGCAAAAACCAAUCAACUCUAAAACCGAACUCACCACAUACAGUACAAGUGAUCAUGAUCCUUCGUCGCAUCCAAAAAACGCCAAAAGACGACGCUUGCCUUGCCAUUGUUCGCUCCAAUAAUCUUUAUCAUACUUCAACUUAUAGACCAUCGUUCCCAACACCUUUUUUCUUUUUUGUUUUCUCCAUAUACAUUGUAUCAAAAGUAAACGUAAUUCCAAAAACGAAGACAAGGAAAGGCAAGAUGAAAAAACCCCCAAAAACAACCACAUUACUGUAGGAUUUUAUAAUUGUUCUUAUUCUUUUGUUUGUACAUUUUUUUAUGAAGACUCGUUUGUAUAUUGUUCUUAUUAUAAAAAAUUAUUACUGAUUAUUGACCA
This is a messenger RNA of Radiomyces spectabilis, 2662 nucleotides long. RefSeq lists its product as uncharacterized. Lineage: Eukaryota; Fungi; Mucoromycota; Mucoromycetes; Mucorales; Radiomycetaceae. Gene Ontology annotation, molecular function: 3',5'-cyclic-nucleotide phosphodiesterase activity. Gene Ontology annotation, biological process: signal transduction. The coding region runs from base 418 to 2184 and encodes 588 amino acids. The record is from RefSeq and is a predicted model, not a curated record. The transcript is spliced from 12 exons.